UGGACAAAUCUCCAGCAUGCCGGGGAGCCUCGACGUGGGAACCACACACACUGGUCCAGUUGUGGCUGGCCAUGCACUAAGUUCAUGUUCAUUACAGGCUGUCGUGGCACCGUUUACCAGCAAGCUGAGGGGUUGAUGUUGGCCUUGACUGAACUUUAUGAGGUAGAGUGUACGUGUACUGUGGCCGUACGAGAACACAGUGUAAAGGCAGAGAUAGUGCAGUGUGCGCAUAGCUGGGAUAGAAAAGGCCUAUAAUAUGAGAGGGAGAUAUGCCAGCCCAGGCAUUUGACAAGCUACUGGCUAGGAUUGUGGGCCAGACCCGGGCCGUCCUACCACAACCAAGUGAGGCUGAAUACUAACCAUGCUGCCAACCUUCUUUUGCUGCUGUUGAUUCAGUGAGGACUGUUCUCUAGUCUGGCUCGGUUGUAGUUGAAUCCACUCUUGAGGUUUGACAACCAGUUUCAUCCUUGUGUCUUUCACUGAUGUUUUAAGCCCAGGCACCUCCAUCUCAAACCCACCACAGUCUCAGCAAGUGAGGAUCAGGAGCCAACCAAUCUACCUGUGCUGUGCUGUUGUCAUUGGUAGCAGUAGUGUUUUUGGAUCUUGUCAACAUCUCAGUCUGCAACAAAGUCCACCAGCAUAAUAACUGACCAUCCGACGGGUCGCCUACUAGUUUUCAUCCAACACACCGGUUGUGUUCUCAAGCUAACUGUUUCCAUUUUAGCGUGGUUUGCCGUGUGUCAGACGUGCGGAUAUUCCACCGUUAUUUGGCUGAGCAACUGACCAUCAACUGAACAAGAAAAGUACAUCAGUGUAUGGUGUAAUUUUUGGUUUUCACCUUGGUUCCGAUCGUCAUGGAGGUCUUCUGGAAGAAGAUUGUCGAAAACGAAGAUCUUUUCACUGGGUUUGAAAAGAUGUCGAUGGACUACAGCAAGCAAAAGUGCCUGGUGUGCGGCGACAAGGCGAGCGGCCUUCACUACACCGUGGUGUCCUGUGAGAGUUGUAAGAGUUUCUUCGGUCGUAAGAUCAAGAGUAAAGCCAAGUUCACCUGCGAAGCUAACGGCAACUGUGUCAUGGAUCUGUACACCCGACGACACUGCCCUGCUUGCAGGUUAAAGAAAUGUCUGGAUGUCGGCAUGAAACCAGAAAGGGUGUGGGAUGAGAAGCGUCUGGAGACAAGAAAACCUCUGGAACGUAAGAAUAAGAAGAAGAACAAUCAGAUACCGCCACCUCCCCCUCCUCAGCAGCUAGCCCCGCCCGUCAGCACAUCGGUACCGACGCCUGAAUCAGCGCCGAUGCUUAGUAGAGAGCAGGAAGAAUUAAUAGACAGUCUGAAGAGGGCCAAGAUGGAUGCAUUGUACUCUAGUGCACCGGUUAAACCGACUGGAAGAUUUGAUGAGAUCCUUGGAAAAAUGAUGGAGACACUGACGGGGCAUGCUGGGCUUCCGCCAGGCAUGCCAGGUGGUAUGAUGGACAUGAGUAGUAUGAUGAAAUUCCCUGGUUUUUCUGGUAUGCCGCGCAAACCCAAUGGUGUGACCCCACAUGGACCUAUGGACUUGACUCAGUUAUGCCCAACGCCUGGCUUUAGUGGCUUUGACAUGAGCAGGUUAUCAGGCGAGAACUGCAAUAACUCAUCGUCCGAACACUCACACGAGUCGAGCUCAAAGACGAGUCAGCCACACCCAGAGGUGCAUAUCAAGCAAGAAGUGGUGGACUCAGGUUAUGAGAACAUGAGCGAUAAACACGGCCCGUCCUGUAUGGGUAACGUUGAACUCAAACCAGAGGGUAGGAUACCACCUACCGGUACUCCACCAACGGCAAACAAACCUUUUAUCACUCAAGAGAUGGUCAUCUAUAACAUGACACUACUGGGGGUAGUCAUCAGACAAACUGUCGCAUUCACCAAAGCUAUACCUGCCUUCAGGAAUCUGACAUACGAGGAUCAAGCCGUGCUUGUCAAGAACGCAAUCCUGGAAAUCCUCAUGAUAAGGUGCGCAGAGAACUACAUUCCGGAGCGCAAUGCCAUCAUUGAUGACAUCACAGGCAGCGAGUGGAGCAUUGAGGCCAUGUUGGCGUCGGGGUUUGCUACGUCAGCUCAACCGUCACUGAAGUUUGUACAAGCCCUGCACGGCAUGCAGUUGUCCAAGGAAGAGUUUGCGUUACUGCAAGCUAUCACGAUAAUAUCACCUGAUCGGCCGGACAUUGAGCACCACGAGGACGUUGAGAAGAUCCAACGGCCGAUGGUUGAGACCCUACAGAUGCUGACCAAGGUCACCCAUCCUGAAGACAAAGUCUUCUUUGCUAAGUUGAUCAUGAAGCUAACGGACGUCCGAGAUCUGGUCACAAGGCACAUCAAUGACCUCAUGCAGAUGAAGCUGCCUGAUACGCAGUUUGAGAACCUAUUUCCGCUCAUCACGGAAAUCUUCAAUGUCUGAUGACAGGCAAGGGGGCAGGAGAGGAGAAAUAUGCGCUCAGGAGAGAACAGAUCUGUGCCAAAAUGAACAGCGACACAAACAAUUGCACACGUAUUGGACAAAUCUUAAAUGUGUUUACUAAACUGGGCUGCGGAGUGAAUGGUCAACGUAUCAUAUCAGCCAAGGGACAUUGUUGAGGUGACGUACCUCAAACUGUACAGCAAAUGCAGUCUCUUGGAUAACUUAAACAAGCUUACCCAGUGUUCUUUAUUUAAGUGAUUAAACUGUUUUGUGUCUUAAGGUCGUAGAUUAAAGUGUAGUAGAGUAGCACACCGAGACAAGAAGCAGAUGCAACACAUUGGAGGCUUGGUGGAACUAAUGAAGAACUAGUCUGGACUACAGCAGAAUCUAGAAUGACCCAUGGACAGGGAUGAGAAAUGAGACCAUGAGGCGUCCAACGGUCGGUCUGUACCUUACCCACCCACACAUACUCUUUGUUGGAGAUUGUUGGAGUGAGGACAUGGUGGAAGGCACAGGAAGACCGUCAGGGUUUGCAUGUUGUCUUAGUUUCUCUGGCUAUCAGAGAAUGUUGAAAAUCUUUGCCCAAAUAACAGCAAGCAUAGUAGUCAAUCACAAGUCCAUCUCAAGUCAAGUCACAUGCUGAUCACAUGAACGGUGACGAAGGUAUUCCUUUGCUUUUGUUCACUCCCCUGGUUCUUAUGACUGAACCUGUGCAUUGACUUGUGACUGGACUUGUGAGGACUUGUGACCGGACUAUUGCUUGUUGAAAGCUAAGGUAUCUUGUUGGGGGGAGGGGGGGGGGGGGGGGGGGGGGGAUAAGAGGGACAAGUUAAGAUCUGAACUGGGGGAUGUUCAUGAGCUUCUGGCCCCUUUGGCACAAAAAUCAGAGCAAGAACAAGAAUGCCCAAGUUAGAAACAUUGUUCUAUCUUAGCAUUCAGAAUAGAUUGCCAUUGUUUGGAGAAUCGUGCCUAAUCGCAACCUAGGACACCAGAAUUUGCAAAAUGGACAUGCAGAAAAUGAACAAGAACUUGGAAUACAUCUCUUAUUAAGUCAAAUUCACGAUUGAAAUCAAUCCAAGAUUUCAAAUUGAGUGGAUAUCACUAAUCAUAAAAUUAAAACUACGCACGCAAGUGAUUUUUUAUUGCCAAGUCAGAAAUCUGGUGGGCUUGAGUUUUUUUUUUAAAGAAUAGAAAAAACUUGUUGCGAGGCAAAACAGAUUUUGUUGAAAUAGUGCUUCCUGAGCAGAUGCUGUGACAAUGUGCCAAAGGUUCAUUUUUGACAGUGUAAGAUAAGAAUUUAGGACGAGAUACGUCAUUGGAUGUGGACACCAUUCAGUAUGAAUUUGUAACAUUUGAUAAUUUAUGUUCCUUUUUGAUGUAAGAAUAUGGACUGCUGGAGUCUUGUUGUGUUGAGAUAAUGCCACUGCUAGCCUCAUUGCAUACAUGCGUGAUUCCCAUGGUAAUGUACAUAUGAUUUUUAUGUAAAAAGUUUUUUAUGAUAAUGUUGAUGAUUGCCUUAACUAUAUAAAUUUGAAAAUCCUGCUGGUUGUUUGAAUACCCCCAAAUCAAUGUAAACAUUGUCUUAUUUUUGACAGUUGUAAUUGCAAUGCAUUCAUCUUGUAUUUCUUUCAGUUUUAAUUAUUUACUAGUCUGGGUAAAAACAAAAUCUUGCAACCCAGUGAAAUUGGAAUUAUUACGUCACUCUUGAAAGCAUCUCACUUUUUUGAGUUCUUGAACAUGCUAGCGCCAAAAUGCAUCAAUUUGAACAAGGAAGCUUUGCUGCAGUUAGUAUUGAAGCCGAGCAUUCUUACGGUCCAAUCCUAUCCCAAAAAUCUACCUCAGAUGAAGAAAAUACUUGUGCUGAGCAGAAAUGUUUAAACAUGCUUAUAUAAAUUAGUCCGUCAUUCUUGAUUCCUUUUGUGCAUGGUGAGAAGUCAGGAUGCCAUGAUUGAAUGAAUUAAAUUGCUUAAGAUAAAGUUAUGCUUAGCAUGAAACAGGUCACCAGUUGAAAUUGCCAUGGGAUGUAAUAAGCAUGUAACUGGGUUUUGGGCGGAGUUAAUGCUAAUUGGAUUGAUUUUGUCUUAGCAUCCAUGUUGAAGUAGAGCCAGGCGAUUUACCAUUUAUUUAUGUGGACUUCUUGCAAAGAAAUAGCAAAAUGAACUGAUGACUAGGGUAGAAUCAAUGCAUUGAGGUCAUCAAGUGAAAAGUAAUGUAGUUAUGAUUUUUGAUCAAUUAUGAUUUUUUGAUCGUUAUUCUUCAAGUAAAAAUCCCUCCAUAUUGGACAAAAUUAACGCCUCAUACAUGUGGAUCUUAUAGCACAAGGUGUAAUUCUACACACAUAGUUUCUUCAGUGCAUAUAUUUCAGAUAUCCUUGGAGUUUGAUGUCUGUGCCGAAUCAAUUAAUUUUAACUUUAUAAUGUUGGUGUUUCUUUGUCAAAGCAUACAGCUCCUAGCGUAACAGAAUAGAAAUGUUUACAAUUGUAGUUAUGACGAUUUGACUCUGAAUGUCCCCUGAUACUUUCUUAUUUGUCCUUCCUGUUUCUAACCUGUCAUCUUUCCUUCUUUCACUUUUCUUUCUCUGAUCUCUGGCGCCGUUGCUUCCUGCACUGACUCACUUUGGAUAACCUCAGUCCUUGCCCUUGAAAAUCAGACAAGGUUCAUUUCUCGUGCUUUCUUGUGGCAAAUAUCGCUCUACCAAAUUACAGUGUCUUUCACCUUUGUCAUUUGAUUAUUUUGUAGAAUGCAGAACCCUCCUGUAUUUGACGUUUUGCUGAUUUAUAUUGUAGUCUGUUAAAAGGAAACGCCCAGUCUUAAAAACAGUUUGCUUUGUUGAAAGAACUUCAUCUGUGAAAGUGUUUAACUCCUAGUUUCUCCAGAGCUAACUUUGAAUAUAAUUUUUUUCCUGGAAUCUUUUUUUUUAAAUUGUUUUAAUUUAGUUCCUUACUCUGAUUUUGCAUGAGUGCUUAAAUGCCGCUGAUUUCUUAUCUCGUUGCAAAUUAGUAACUAUUCAGAUCAACGAUUCUUGAUUUUCAAGUUUGAAUGAGCAAGUGCUGAAUAUAAAGGAAAUCACAAGAGGGUUACGAAAGAGUUAAGCAGCUUGUCACAAUUUGGACAAAAGUUUGAAGUUGGCAUCACAUGUGGUUUCACUCCAGAAAUGUCCAGGUCUUGUGUAGUUCAUCAAUAUUUGAAGGAUAGCUACAAGUAAAGACCAUGCAAACAUACAGCAAGCUAAAACUCAUACAAAAAAUUAAAUGGGUGAAAUGUUGCAAGUUCAUUCCCCGUUAAAUUAAUAAGUAAGCACCAUCUAAAUGUCAAGAGUGGUAGUGUGGUGAUCAGUGAUCUGGCUCAUUUAGGAGAAGAAAUACAAACUAGUUGUGUCAACGUAUGCUUCUUGACCUUAAGAUAGCUGAGUUGUUUAACAUCAUAAAGUAGAUAAUAAUAAUUAUCAUCGUUUUUUUUUUAACUGCAUGUGGGUCCCAGAACAUCAACUAUUUGCCAAUUUUCGGAUACUAAAUGAGAGUAUAUGGUGUGAUAUUUAAUAGCACUAUUCCCUGUGGGUGAUACUGUGAAGCAGAGGAAUGCAUUCAAGUGUUUUCAAUGUAAACACGGUGUUCAUUUCUCCAGACAGGUCCAGCAGUAUUAUGCAGGUAAAUGCAAUGUGGUGUUCACAGUCUUUAUUGUUCCUUUGGUGGUAGAACUACAGUAACAUUGCUUCAGGGAAGUAAUCAUACAUGCACAAUUUGCUAUUAAAGUUGCAUAUCUGUGUAGGUAUGUAAUAUUUUAAUCUUGUCGUCAGAAAAUUGUGCCAAACUUUGGGCCUGUCACUGCCCAACUUGAUUCUAAGAUAAUUGAAAGAGAUGUAAAUUGGGAAUUAAAAAAACAUAAGUUGGUACACUGCUGCACUGAAAGAUCUGAAAUAUAAUGACUGUGACCAUUUGAAUAUAGUGGUAACCAUUAGCACAAUCAUGUUAUAGAAAUCAUUUGUAUGGCCAUUUCUUUAAAGGACAAAAUAUCAAACUUUGUGUUUUGUUGGAUUUCACAGAGAGAGAGAAAAAAUUCACUUUGAAUAAUUACUGUUGUUUCUUGAAGAAUGUUACAAACUGUUGUUUCUUGAUAAAUGUUUGUGAAUUGAAAUCAAAAUUGGAAAUUCAAACGUUUUGGGGAAAUGCAUUAUUUAGGGCUUCCAAACUGUUUUUUGAAAAAAAAGUGGCUUUUCAGAUUUCAUAUGACCAAAGUGUUACUUCAAAUCAUUCAAAAUGAUCAAAUAUUUGCUGGUGCAUCUUUGGCUGUGAAUUAAAUCCUGGCUGUUUAUUUGGGGAAGUGGGUGUUACACAUGAAGAACUGCAGACGUCAUAUAAUGUGACCCCACAAUUGGAUGAUCUCAAACCAAAAAAGGUGGAUAUUUACAAUUUCCUGCAGACUUCACAUCGGAGUGAAUUGGACCUGGAUUUUUCUCUUUAAGGAGUUUCUAAAGCAUACAAAAAUACCAGUCUUUUUUGUAGUCUACGUCUGAAUAUUCUACUGUAAAGCACUGGCCAUGCAAAACCAAGCUAUAAUAGACGGUAGAUUGGUGUGGUGGUUUACAUAAAAGUCCUAGUUCUCAGUUUUAGGACUUUUCUGUUGGAUGUUAAAAGGCAUUCAUGACCACUUUUUUGUACAUAAACUGGGGAACAUAAUGUAGAGAAGUUGUGGUUAUGCAUGCAUAGUUCAGUAUUAAAAAAAAAAAAAUGAAAAAAAACCAAAAAAAUUACAAACGUGCUUCUGUUUAAAGGAAAACCUUCUUAGUCACUGAUAACUGAAUGGUUAGUUUACCACGGUUUGAGGACUAAAGGCAUUCAAACAAAACUCCAUUUCUGUAUUGAGUUGACAACAUCCGUUGUAUAUUGUUCCGUGGACACAUCACCUACAUGUCAUUUGUAAGCAACUUGCAAGUAGUAUUAGCGACCUCCCCAUUCCUUGUACAUUAUGUACAUAGUGUUUAUCACAAUACUGUUACUGUGUGGAAUGUAUUGAGUUCUUCACCUCUGUAAGGGGGACAUUGUCACGUUCAUUCGCAGUUUUCUCUUCACUGAAUGAACUCUCAACGUAUUUGUUGCCUUUCUACAUUGUAUUUCAUUUGUCUUCACUCUGUUUACGUACGUGUCUUGCACUCAUGGAGUAUAUUAUCUCUAAUUGACUUCAUUAUUAAGAGUAUUAAUAAAUAAGCACCAAAUGGUCCAACGAUAUUUCUUCAAGAAAAA
This is a messenger RNA of Patiria miniata (bat star), 7675 nucleotides long. RefSeq names its product vitamin D3 receptor-like. The record is from RefSeq and is a predicted model, not a curated record. Gene Ontology annotation, biological process: cell differentiation; positive regulation of transcription by RNA polymerase II; negative regulation of transcription by RNA polymerase II. The transcript is spliced from 5 exons. The coding region runs from base 855 to 2435 and encodes 526 amino acids. Gene Ontology annotation, molecular function: zinc ion binding; RNA polymerase II cis-regulatory region sequence-specific DNA binding; nuclear receptor activity. NCBI's taxonomy places the organism in Eukaryota, Metazoa, Echinodermata, Asteroidea, Valvatida, Asterinidae.